Messenger RNA from Protopolystoma xenopodis, 390 nucleotides. The record is from the annotation of a GenBank genome assembly. NCBI's taxonomy places the organism in Eukaryota, Metazoa, Platyhelminthes, Monogenea, Polystomatidea, Polystomatidae.
UUUCAACGAGCCCACGCAGACGUCUUCUGGCUUCGUUUUGGGGACCAACAAACGGCAGCUAGGUACUUAGCCCGGUUGCAGCGCCGCGCAGCUGCCGCAUCGAGUUCGGCCUCUCUUAUUUCGCAGCGCCAAACCAACCUACACGCACACUCGCACCAGACCAAUUUGGGGAAUCGUGCUACCCCACUGUCCUCAUCCCCACCGUUCUCUUUUAAGAAUCAAGAUAUAAUAAUCCAUCAAAGGUCAUGCCAGCACUACACCGGCAACAACAAUGAAAUGAAUAGGAUUCCAGACGUCACGUAUAAUCAAAUCGGAAAGCAAACAGGUCUAAUCACUCGUCUUACUCAAGCGCUUCGUAGGAAGUGUCAACCCUCUUCAGAAACAUCGUGA